Molecule: messenger RNA, 2372 nt
Organism: Spea bombifrons (plains spadefoot toad)
Lineage: Eukaryota; Metazoa; Chordata; Amphibia; Anura; Pelobatidae
Gene: GRHL1
Product: grainyhead like transcription factor 1
Exons: 16
Coding region: 103-1989 (628 amino acids)
Biological process (GO): regulation of transcription by RNA polymerase II
Cellular component (GO): nucleus
Molecular function (GO): RNA polymerase II cis-regulatory region sequence-specific DNA binding; DNA-binding transcription activator activity, RNA polymerase II-specific
Source: RefSeq, a predicted model, not a curated record
GCCGACUAAACCCGUUUGUUGGCCCGGACUCCCCGCGCACAGGAGGGCAGAUCGGAUUUACUGUCCCAACUAGAAAGUCCAGUUCCACCGACACGGGGCGAGAUGACACAAGACUACGACAACAAAAGGCCGGUGUUAGUUCUUCCGAAUGAAGCCCUGUAUCAGCAGAGGAGAUCUUACACCACUGAAGAUGAGGCCUGGAAGUCCUUCCUGGAGAAUCCCCUCACGGCAGCCACCAAAGCAAUGAUGAGCAUCAACGGGGAUGAAGACAGCGCCGCGGCCCUGGGGCUCCUGUACGACUAUUACAAGGUUCCCAGAGAGCGCCGGCCUUCGUCGGCCAAAACAGACCACGAUCAUCAUCACCAUGAGGCGGAACACAAUAAAAGGAAUGUCCUGUCUCAGUUGAGCGAGCAGUCGUUGAUACCCGUUAGAGAAAACCGGGUGCAGGUUCUAAAAUCCGCGGGGCCGUUCGAACUUCUUCUUCCCCUAAAUAACCCCCUUGACAAAAGAGGUCACCUAACCUCCCCAGACACCACUGCCACAGUCUCGAUUACAUCCAUGCCAGCGCACGCCAUCAAAACAGAGUCCCAUGGAUUCACAGUGGGCAUACCGCCAAGCGUCUACCACUCGGAACCCGCUGAGCGGAUAAUAACCUUCGACCGCAACGUCACCCCAGAUCAUUAUAGCUCCAGCAGCCAGCCCCCCAGCUCUCAGAGACGGACUCCAGAUUCCACCUUCUCAGAGACUUUCAAGGAAGAUGUGCCGGAGGUUUUCUUUCCAUCUGACCUCAACCUCCGAAUGAACAGUAUAAGCUCCGAAGAGUAUGUUUUCGACCCUGUUGCCGGCAAUACUUUUGAAUAUACACUUGAAGCCUCAAAGAGUCUCCGACCAAAGCCUGGGGACAGCACGAUGACGUAUCUGAACAAAGGCCAGUUCUAUCCCAUUACAUUGAAAGAAAUUGGCGGCAAUAAAGGGAUCCACCAUCCGAUCAGCAAAGUCCGGAGCGUCGUUAUGGUCGUGUUUGCGGAUGAUAAAAGCCGAGAAGACCAGCAGCGUCACUGGAAGUACUGGCAUUCCCGGCAGCACACGGCCAAGCAGAGGUGCAUCGACAUAGCCGACUACAAAGAGAGCUUUAACACCAUCAGUAACAUCGAGGAGAUCGCAUACAACGCCAUCUCCUUUACAUGGGACCUGAAUGACGAAGGCAAGGUAUUCAUAUCCGUCAACUGCCUGAGCACAGACUUUUCCUCGCAGAAAGGCGUGAAGGGUUUGCCGCUGAAUCUACAGAUAGACACCUACAGCUACAACAACAGAAGCAACAAGCCGGUGCAUCGAGCCUAUUGCCAAAUCAAAGUCUUCUGUGAUAAGGGGGCUGAACGUAAGAUUAGAGAUGAGGAACGCAAACAGAGCAAGCGAAAAGGCAAGUGUUCUGAGCUCCCGUCCCAGAUCAAUACUUUUGCAGAUGUUAAAGGAGGCCUUCUAGCAUCUCACAAAAGGACGGAUAUCACUGUUUUUAAGCCGAUGAACGACCACGACACGCAGCCGGUCCUGUUUAUCCCAGACGUGCACUUUGCAAACCUCCAGCGCAACACGCAUGUGCUCCCCAUUGUGUCGGAGGAGAUGGAAGGGGAAAGCUCUGGAAUGAAGAGGAUGUCCUUCUCGGCUGAAGAGGACUUCGCCGCCCCACCUGCCAAAAUGGCGAGAGCAGAGGAGCCAAAAAGAGUUUUGCUGUAUGUGAGAAAAGAGUCCGAGGAAGUGUUUGAUGCUCUCAUGCUCAAGGCUCCGUCUAUUAAAGGGUUAAUGGAGGCUAUAUCUGAAAAAUACGAUAUACCUUUUGAAAAAAUCUCAAAGAUCUUUAAGAAGUGUAAAAAAGGUAUCCUGGUAAACAUGGACGAUAAUAUAAUCAAGCAUUACUCCAAUGAAGACACGUUCCAGCUUCAGAUCGAAGAAUCAGGAGGCUCUUACAAACUAACGCUCACGGAAAUCUGAGGCUACCGUCCGUGCCUAUGGACUGCGCACAGAGAGGCCUCCGCUUUACCUCUUCUUCUACGAGUUAAUGGGUCGCUGUCCUUGGGAAGCAGCCAGACCUUCAGUUAAGGACGAUUUCUCACACUGGGUGUAUUAAUAAUACUUUAUGGAGCUUCGCUCUCCCGUGGGGGAGAAUGGACACCCCCAAAGUCAUGGCAAUGAAGUGUAAAGUUCUUACAAUGUAUGGUGAGAAUAAGAAUACGCGUUCUCAAUGCAACAUUCAGUAACGAGCGCCGCGGGUUCCCUGUACUGGAUUGAAAAUAUGGCUUUAAGUGAGGGUGGGGGGGGGGGGAUUUGAACUUUUGUAUUACUGAUAAAAAUGACCAUCUCCCUUUUUUUACAGU